Molecule: messenger RNA, 1468 nt
Organism: Pseudopipra pipra
Lineage: Eukaryota; Metazoa; Chordata; Aves; Passeriformes; Pipridae
Gene: C22H1orf159
Product: chromosome 22 C1orf159 homolog
Exons: 11
Coding region: 579-1187 (202 amino acids)
Source: RefSeq, a predicted model, not a curated record
UUGAAUUAAAGCGUUGAAUUAUAUCACAAAUCCCAAAUUCGGGGGAGAAACUCUGUAUCCAAACUCCAGGGAAAAGUUGUUUCCUGCCGAUUUCCUCAGCCUUGAGAAUAAACAGCGCUCAGUCUUUCUCUGGGGUUCUGCUCUGAAACAUUUCACCUGCUUUGGGAAAGAAGAACCCCAGUAAAACACCUUUUUUUUUUGCAGUAGAAGAUUUGUGAAGAGUUGCAUUUCAUGCUCAUCUGCACAGUUAUAUAAACGCUCAGCAAAACUGCACAGGAAUUGUCUUGGUUUGUUGGGAAACAGUGGCAGUGUCGGGGAGGAAUUAGCAGCUAAACCACAAACCUCGGGGGUUUGGGGUUCCCUGAGGAAGAUGCAGAGGGACUCCUGUGUGCCUGUGAGCUGAUCCUGGGUGUGGAAUCGUCUCUGCAUGGCCCAGUUUGGAACAGGCUGAUAAGGCUCCUUGUUUCUUAGCAACCCCAGCUCUGCCACAGCCAGAAACCUGCCCUUCUGCAGCUGGAGGGGAAAUUCUGAAUGUCUCAAAAGCAAAUCUCAAACCCAGACCUGUGUCUUUCCUGGGCAUGGAGGUGCCAUAUGUCCUUCUCCUAACACGACUGGUGGCAGAAGUUGCCAGCAAAUCCACGCCAAACUCGGUGUCAGAACCAGAAUGUUGUGUGGAUGUGUUGGAUUCCAACAGCUCCUGUCCAGCAACCAACCAGUGCAGUCCAGGUUGUUACAGGAGAUGGAAUGAGGAUGGAAGCAGCAGCUGCAUUAAAUGCAAAAAUGAAACCCUGCCUGUUUUCUCUGUUUACAACCUGAGCGAGUGCAGAACUACUGGGAGCAGAGGGAUGAAUUUCCAAAUGAACAUAAGCACUGUAACUCCUUUCCUACAGAGCAUAGGGGGCCCAGAAGUGGCAGCUUCCCUCAUCUUAGGGACAUUUUUCAUCAGUUUGUUCCUGAUUCUCUCUGUUGCUUCUUUCUUCUACCUCAAACGUGCCAAUAAACUCCCCAACAUUUUCUACAGAAGGAACAAAGCAUCUGUUCUCCAGCCUAGUGAAACAGCAUCCAUGAUACCUCCCCCAGCUUCUUCAGUUCGGAAGCCGCGAUACGUCCGCCGGGAACGGUCCCUGGUCACCUCCACGUCUGCUGCCAUCAUCUCCUCCUCCGAAACCAGGGUCAGCAAUGUUUAACCUUCCCUCCUGACAGAGGACCUUCACCAUUUGUGGUGUCAAAGAACCUUUUUCUGAACCCACUGAAGUGCCAGGAAAACGUUGCAAGCAGCUGACCCCGACCAGAAACCGAAUUCCCGCGUCCGAGGGUUUGUGCCAAACGUCCUCCCGGGGAUGAGCUGCUGGAGGUGACACCCAGUCCCAGGAACUCCUCUGCAAUGCACUAUUCCAGCUCUGGGGGCUCCUUUCUCUCCUGCAGGUGCUGUGUUUGAAACCUUUAAAGAAUCUGCCUUUCUUUGGAA